ACGGAAGUGCUCAUUCCGUCCGAGACCUCCGCCGUGGCAACAGUAUUCUUAAAUUGUGUUCACAAAAAAAAGUUAUGAAUCUUUUCUCCGUGCUUGUGAUUGUGGGAGCCACCCUAGCGGUAUCCGUUAGCGGUCAACGGCGUUCCGCCGAAGUCGGUCCCUACACGGCGCAGUUCUCCGGCUACAAGUACAUCCAGCGGGACAUCACCAACAUGACGACGCAGCUGCUGAGCCAAAACUUUGACUUUCUCUUCCUGGCGGCGGACUUUGACCGGUACCACCGGGAUCGGCCCGGCUUCGAGCAGCUCUACCGGGAAAUCGCCGACCAAGCUUGGGCCGAUGCGAUCGCCCUACUCCAAUAUCAGAGCCGGCGCGGAUUCCCGGGUCAGCUGGACGAAAGCUACCUGUUCCGGGUGAACGACCACCCCCGGAUGACCGACGAGCUGGGUUCGCUGCAGAUGGCGCUGGGGGAGGAGAAGCGCGUUGCCGAGAUGGCGCACGCGAUUCACCAGAAGGCCUCGGUUGCGGCGGAAACCGCCAAGGGGUACGAUCCGGACGCGGCCCACUUUCUGGACCGGCAGCUGAUCAAGCGGCGGAGUGGAUCGGUGCGCAAGCUCACCGGGUACAUUCACAUCGUGAACGGGCUCAUCAACCUGGACACGGUCACCCGGGACAUGGGACUGCACCUGUUCGAUCACAGCUUGAAGACGGUGCAGUAAUGUAGACCGCAAAGAGAUAAAGCAAUAAAACAGUUAAUCAGUUGAUCGAGC
Molecule: messenger RNA, 770 nt
Organism: Culex pipiens pallens (northern house mosquito)
Lineage: Eukaryota; Metazoa; Arthropoda; Insecta; Diptera; Culicidae
Product: soma ferritin-like
Exons: 2
Coding region: 75-719 (214 amino acids)
Source: RefSeq, a predicted model, not a curated record